AACCAUUAAAAUAUUAAGAAUAUCACUUGGCAAAUGUAUUUUGAUGGAAUGGAACAAAACCCUAAACCCCAAUCUAAAAUUCAAUUUUCUUUCUUCUAAAACCCUAAACUACUCUCUGAUUCAAUUCAUCAGUCUGUUCUACAGUUUCAACUCUCUACUGGAAGCUUCAAAGUAAAAGCUUUAACAGAUUCAAGAUUGCGAUGGCAAAGCCAAACCCCAAGGUUUUCUUUGACAUUCUGGUUGGGAAGUCUAAGGCUGGUCGAGUUGUUAUGGAGCUUUUUGCUGAUGUUACUCCCAAAACUGCCGACAACUUCCGUGCCCUGUGCACCGGAGAGAAAGGAAUCGGAAAAUGUGGGAAGCCCCUCCAUUACAAGGGCUCAGCUUUCCACCGAAUCAUCCCAAACUUUAUGUGCCAAGGUGGAGAUUUUACCAAGGGAAAUGGGACAGGAGGAGAAUCUAUAUAUGGAACCAAGUUUGCUGAUGAAAACUUCAAAUUGAAACAUACAGGCCCCGGUAUUCUUUCGAUGGCUAAUGCAGGACCAAAUACUAACGGGUCUCAGUUCUUCAUUUGCACCGCAAAGACAUCGUGGCUCGAUGGAAAGCACGUGGUUUUUGGUAAAGUGAUUGAUGGUUAUGACGUGGUGAAACAGAUGGAGGCAGUGGGCACCGAAGGUGGAAGAACUACUGCACCAGUGAUCAUUGAAGACUGUGGCGAGCUACCCGAGAACUGAUCGAGCUUAUUUUACGAAAUGUACGUUGCACUACCCUUUCAUAUUUAUAGAUGGGUGCACGUAAGGAGCUUUAGAAAGAAAUAACACUAGAGUUUUGGUAGUUGCCCUGUUCUGUAUGGUUAUGCUUUAGGAUCUAGAUUUUUGUCUACUAAAUGCUACCUUAUAUAAGGCUUUGUGGUUCAUCAUAAUUGUUUGUCAAGAACUUUGUUUUAUUUUCGUAUCAAUUUCAGCUUUUGUAUCAUACAA
This is a messenger RNA of Amaranthus tricolor (Joseph's coat), 977 nucleotides long. RefSeq names its product peptidyl-prolyl cis-trans isomerase CYP19-3-like. Gene Ontology annotation, molecular function: peptidyl-prolyl cis-trans isomerase activity. The coding region runs from base 201 to 731 and encodes 176 amino acids. The transcript has 2 exons. Lineage: Eukaryota; Viridiplantae; Streptophyta; Magnoliopsida; Caryophyllales; Amaranthaceae. The record is from RefSeq and is a predicted model, not a curated record. Gene Ontology annotation, biological process: protein folding; protein peptidyl-prolyl isomerization.